GGGUCCACCCUGGUCAGUGGCACAUCGCUCUCUGCUCUCCUCCCUCCGAUCCAGUUCCACUCCCUCUCCGGAUCACGCCCACAUGGCCGCUGCCGGCGCCGCCGGGUUCCGGCUGGGCCAGCGCGUGCACGCGGCGGGCGACCCGCGCCGCUCCGGCACGGUGCGCUACCUGGGCCCCGUCGACGGCCACUCUGGCGACUGGGUGGGCGUCGACUGGGACGGCGGCGCCGGCGGCCGCCACGACGGCUCGCUCGCCGGCCGCCGCUACUUCGCCGCCGCGGGCGACCGCUCCGCCUCCUUCGCGCGCCCCUCCGCACUCAGCGCCGGGAUCGCGCUCCCCGACGCGCUCCGCCUCCGCUACCGCGUCGACGACUUCACCAAGGAGGAGGAAGAUGAAAUGUACGUGUUCUCGACGAGCCAGAAGCGCGUAUCGGUGGAAUUGGUCGGGACGAACAAGGUCCGGGACAAGCUGAAGAACUUUGAUGAGCUGCUGUGUGCGUCUGUUUCAUUCAUGGGAGUAAGCUCCGCCGGAUCGCCAGAGGAACUACAGGGGUUGGUUCCAAAUCUCAGGCAACUUGAUUUAACAGGAAAUCUCAUUUCUCAGUGGCAAGAUAUAUUCUCUCUGUGUCAAGCUCUGCCAUCUCUGGAAGUUCUCGAUCUGACAAACAAUACCAUGGAGAAUGACUUUGUAGAAAGUCCAUUGCUGAAGAAUAUUCGUGUUUUGGUUCUCAACAACUGUGGUGUAACCUGGGAACUGAUUGAAAAGCUUAAAGUUCCAUUUGCAUGUCUCACUGACCUCCACCUAAUAUGGAACAAGCUGAACAUAAUCACGACCCCAGUUGGAAAAUUUGUGCAAGGUUUCGAUACACUGCGGCUCUUAAAUUUGGAAGACAAUCACAUUGUUUCAUGGGAUGAAAUGGUGAAACUUUCUUAUUUAAGAAGCUUGGAACAGCUCCAUUUGAACAAGAACAAGAUAAAGCAUGUAAGAUACCCGUCUAAUCUUCCAUCAUCAGGGCCUCUUGGUGAUGUAGCUGUUCCGGCCUUCGAAAAAUUGCAAGUCCUUUUAUUAGGAUCUAAUGAAAUAGAAGACUUUCCUUCUGUGGAUUCACUUAACCUCUUUCCAAGUUUAAUGGACGUCAGGAUUUCUGAUAAUCCUAUAGCUGAUCCUGCCAAGGGUGGUGCUCCUCGAUUUGUGCUUGUUGCUCGACUAGGAAAUGUUAAAAUACUAAAUGGCAGUGAGGUAAGUGCACGUGAACGGAGGGAAGCAGAAAUACGAUACAUUCGCCUUGUUAUGGGAAAAGCAGAAUCAAGUGACCCAGAAGUGCUCAAACAGCUACACCCUAGGUUUGCUGAACUGAAGGCCUUUCAUGGCAUUGAGGAUGAGAAGCCAACUUCAAGGACGUCAGGCCCACAAAAGAUGGCUUCUGGGCUUAUAAGUAUCACCUUGAAAUGUGUGGGGCCAUCCAUGGGUGAGAAGCAACCAUUGACAAAGAAACUGCCUCCUGCAACUACUGUUGGAAAGCUGAAAUCUUUGUGCGAGAGCUUCUUUAAACUGAAGGACAUCAAACUGAGAUUAUUUCUUGAAGAAGAGGGAUGCCCACUACCACAACUACUUGAAGAAGAGACGGCUUCGCUUGUGGAGCUUGGGAUAGGCACAGGAGCAACUAUUAUCGUCGAUGAAGAAAGCUAGUCCUCUGCUGGGAACAGAAGAAAGAACAUAUGUAUUUGUGUGCACGGAUACCACACUAUGAUUACUUUAAAAGAACCAGUCUUCUUUUUUCUGUUCAUUUGUUAGAGAAAAUGUGGUCUUCUUGGUGUGAUGUUAUAUUUGUUUAGACAUGUGAGAUGCUGUAUUUUAUAGCUGUGCUGCUGAAAACAGAUGCUGUUUUUGUAGCUCUUUGUGAGGGCAGAUAGAAAAUCAGCUUUAUCCUUAUCCUCA
Molecule: messenger RNA, 1939 nt
Organism: Triticum aestivum (bread wheat)
Lineage: Eukaryota; Viridiplantae; Streptophyta; Magnoliopsida; Poales; Poaceae
Product: tubulin-folding cofactor E
Exons: 15
Coding region: 83-1690 (535 amino acids)
Molecular function (GO): protein binding
Source: RefSeq, a predicted model, not a curated record